ACAGGGAGAAGAGAUAGCGAGGGUGGACGACUUCAAAUAUUUAGGGUCAACAAUCCAGAGCAAUGGUGAGUGUGGUCAGGAAGUGAAGAAACGGGUCCAAGCAGGUUGGAACAGCUGGCGAAAGGUGUCUGGUGUGUUAUGUGACGGAAGAGUCUCUGCUAGGAUGAAGGGCAAAGUCUAAAAAACAGCGGUGAGGCCGGCCAUGAUGUACGGAUUAGAGACGGUGGCACUGAAGAAACAACAGGAAGCUGAACCGGAGGUGGCAGAAAUGAAGAUGUUGAGGUUCUCGCUCGGAGAAGCAGGUUGGAUGGGAUUAGAAAUGAGCUCAUUAGAGGGACAGCCAAAGUUGGAUGUUUUGGAGACAAGAUUCGAGAGAGCAGACUUCGAUGGUUUGGACAUGUUCAGAGGCGGAGGAGUGAGUAUAUUGGUAGAAGGAUGCUGAGGAUGGAGCUCCCAGGCAAAAGAACGAGAGGAAGACCAAAGAGAAGGUUUAUGGAUGUGGUGAGAGAGGAAGACAUGAGGGCAGUGGGGCUUAGAGAAGAAGAUGCAGGAGAUAGGCUAAGAUGGCAAAAGAUGACACGCUGUGGCGACCCCUAACGGGACAAGCCGAAAGGAAAAGAAGAAGAAUAAAAAGAAGCACUUAAAAGAUAUUCCCGAUUCAGAGGCUGAAUUUUAAGAGCUAUGAUUUGAAUUUUAAAGCUAGUCAUUGAUAGUCAAAACUUUGUCUACAUAUAUGACAAAAACCAAUUAUUUGUAAUGUAUCUCGUGCACCUACGUCAUCAAAUCACGUGACUUUUGUUUACGUCGCCGUAUUGCCGGUCUAACAAAGCAUUCUUCAAUGCUAAGUCAGUGAGAAGCGAUACGAAAAUACGUCUUAUAGCACGACGCCCAGAGUCUUGUCUGAUAUCGUUGGACAUUUAGAAGGUGAAAAUAAACGAAGGUGUGUGGAAAAAUUAGAUAAACUCGGCAUACAGGACCCGUAUCGAUUUUAUCGCCGAUAAGAAAUUGGACUGUUAAUUCGCUUCCGCUUGUCUCGGACAACUGGAUCUACACAUGGAUCUGGUGAGUAAGUCGUCGAGAUUUCCAUGGAAAACUUUGAAAGCGUAGAAAAGUCUGGACGCAUGCAAAUACUUAGUUGCUGGAUCUGUUCUCAAUCAGGAAUAAAUCCCACAUAGUGACGCGUUGACAGCUCGCGAAAACUGAAGCGUUCGGCCACAAGUUGACCUUUACCGGAAUCCAUUGAUCUUUUCAGCUAGUAUUCAAUAGAAAUACCAAUAUUUAAAAAAAUGACCCCUGGUUUUACACAAAAUCGCAUUCAGUAAUUAUGAUUGAAAAAAAAAAAAGAGGAUGGAGUCAUCUCCACGGAAUGUACACGGAAGCGAUUGCGGCCACACUUAACCUCCGUAAACCUCUCCGACAGACGUGUGGCCGCAACACGCUUCCGUGUACAUUGGAGGUGACUUCCUGCUGUUGUUUUUUUUCAAUACGCAUUGUUCUCAAAUGAGCCAAUUUGGCAUCAUAAAUACUUCUUGGUAAUUUGAGAUUGAGAAGAAUAAUUCCUACCAGAAAUGAAAUAAUCGCUACACAGUCGUGUGUAUUUGGUUGGGCCCAAUCCAUCACGUUUAGGUCCCAAAAUCCAUCGAUAUUUUCUGGUCUUUUCAGCUGGUAUUCCAUAGAAAGAUCUCUUUGAAUAUCUCUUUAAGGACCAGUGAAAUUGUCCAUAAUUAACCUAAAAUGUUAAUGUUUCAUGUUAAAGAGCCGACGCCGGCAUGGUUGUGGGCUGUGGUUGCCAUAGCAACGGGCAUGCUGAUGGCCCUGGCCCUGGUGAUCUUCCUGGUGGUGAGGCGGGUGAGGCGGCAGCGGCGGCAGAGAGAUGGGGGAGGUCAAGUGGCAGGAGGGCAGCGGAUUAACCACCGCUCCACCAGCACAAAUGGUAAAUCCAAGCCCUGGACGCCAAACCCCAUCCAGCAGGAGGCCAGGGGAAGGCCGGGCCAGGACAGGGACAAAGACAAGACAAGCGUCAGGAAAAAGAAGAAGGCCAAGGAUGCAGAGAAGAAGAGGAGGAGGGAACCAUUGGGAGAGGACGCCAUUAGGAUGAGGCCUCUGAAAAGGGAUCAGGACAUGGCCAGCGACACGGACGUCACGCAGAGCUCCCUGGAGGACGUGAGGACGUGCGGACGCCAGGAAGAAGUCAAACACUACAGGACGGGAGGACCGCAACCGUGCAGGCCGCUGCCAACUUCCUCCAGAGGGUGGGACCGGAACGCCAUGCCUCCACCUCUGCUUAGUCCUCCUCAGCAGUCUGCAGAAUGGUGCGGCCCUGAUGGGUCAGUGGUUCUGAUCCGUGCCGUGCGCAGUGGACUGGACCGAGUGGUUCUGGAGCUGCUCAGAGCUGGAGUGUCUGUCAACAACACUGAUCAUACUGGGAGGUCGGCCCUGCACUGGGCGUGCUCAGUCAACCACCUCUCCCUGACCAGGACUCUCAUUCGCUACGGUGCCGCUGUGGACCUCCAAGAUAAUAAGGGCGAGACGCCACUUUUCCUCUCCGCCUUCUACGGCUGCUACGACACCGCCAGGCUCCUGCUCCUCCACGGCGCCAACUUGGAGCUGCACGACCGUAGGGGGCGCCGUCCCGUAGACGUCGCCAGGGAAGGCCUGCACCACCAGGUCCUGGAGCUCCUGCUGGCCCACCAGAUCCAGAGGGAGCCCACCACCGUGGACGCAGCCAGUGACAUGCUUUGGGAGGAACGGGCGCUGAUGUACUCUCCGUGGGUCGGGACGCAAGGACGGAGUGCCUCUUUCUCCGGAAUCAUGGCACAUCGGGAUAUGACAUCCCCACAGAGUAACUGGUCCAUGGCCAGCGUCCAAUACCCAUCCCCUCAGAACUGGCGGCCGCAGCUCAACCAAUCAGCAACCGCCCUGGUGCCCCCCAGAGUCAUGGGUCGCUCGCCCCGGCCUAUCAGCACCUUGCAGGAGGUCACCUCGGAGGACGAGGACAGGGAGAGGCAUCAGGAAGCCCCCAGGGCGGUGACGCCUCACUUCCUGUCACCGCAACCGACCCCCCGGCAGCGGUCUUUCUCCUGUACACAGCAUGCGUUGCAGCGCCGCUCCAGUUCGCACCAGCUGGAACCCAACUACGUGAUUGUGACUGAAAGGACAGCCAACGAGCACAUAGAACGAGUGAUCGCGUCACCUCCGCCGGAACCCCCGGCCCAGUCGGACCGCCAGCUGCUCGCGAACAGCGGCGGCGGCGGCAAUGAUGCAAGUGCUAGAGCGGAGCAAGCUAAUCUUAGCACGUCAGUUCUGGAGCCCAAAUCUCGGGGGGAGAGGUCAACCAACGCCGCCGACGCCACACAGACCGCCUUGUAGAGAGAUGGAAGCAGCCUUUGUGAACAAUAUCCAAAUACUGUACAGUGAACCACCCAUUUACCGCAGAUGUUAUGUCCCAAAUAUUCACACGAUAGAUCCAAAUCUGGAAUAUGGAAAGACCAUAUUAAAAAAAAUUCAUACACGUUUCAAUGUAAUGCGAAUUGAAUGUAAUUGCCAUUUAAAAAUCCAAGAAAACAUGAUUGCUUCAUCAAAGAAACUACCAAGUCGGGGUGGGGAAGGGUCGCGACGCCAGACUUCCUUUGCAAAGUCAGCGUGGGGGUGCGGUUAUAGACUUUCGGGAUCAAACCUUACUGCCAUGAUCGAACGAAAAACUCAGAUUUGUCGCAAAUUAGCAUCUCUACCCGUCAAAUAUAAGAGGAUAAAAUUGUUCUAUUCAAAACAAACAAAACUUCGUAUGUUAGUUUUGAACAAGCCUUGAACUUCAAACCAAAAACAGCAGACUUCUUGUGUUCUUUUUGAGCAAAAUAUUUCGAGACAUUUUUUACGAGUCAGUAUAGAUAUUCCUACCAAAUAUGAUUAAGUGAAACUAACCAUCGCUAAAAAUUUUCUAUAGAAAUCUAUAGAAUUUGUACAGAACAACUUGUUCUGUAAAACUUUGGCUGUGAUUUUCUCUAGAAUUUCUAUCGAAAUUCUAGAGGACUUGGGUCCUAAAGUUCUAUAGUUCUUUGAUUUUUUUUUUUUUUAGAAAUGUUCUAUAGGAAAUUUUUAGGAGGGACUGGUCGCUGAAUUUUUGUUUAAAUUUGAGAGGUGCUAAAGAACUCUAAAAUGGCUGCUUCCAACCAAGAUGGCAGACUUGUUCUUUUUCCAGACACGGCUUCCUGAUACUUUUUGCCUAUUGACUACCAAAUUUAAUGUUCUGUGUGAUACGAGCAUCAAGGGCUGGAUUUGCUUUGGCCAUCUUCAUAGCUAGAGACAAAAGAACAUAAAGGGUCAAAAUAUUUGGCAACCCACACUACGCCACUGCUUUCAUGCAAAAAAAAAAAAUAAUAAUAAUAAAUUCUCCAGAACAGCCAAAGCCAAUGUAUAUAUAAUCUUACUUGGUGAUCUUUACUACAUUAUCAUCCAAUGUGUAUCAAUUGAAAGUAAUAUGAAAUAUAUUUGUACAAAAUACUUUUUGCCUCAUUUUUAACAAGGUUAUUAUGUCACUUUUAUUGUUGUUGCACUGCAGUGAAAAUACAAUUAAAUUAUAUUUUAUAUAUAUAUAUAUAUAUAUAUAUAAAAUAAAUAUAUUUUAUAUAUAUUUUAUAAAUUAUAUGGAAGUCAAUAUGUGCUACCAAGAUUCGAAAUAAAAACGCCGUCUCUUGAGAUUCAACCGGCUACAAUGGAGCUCGUGCACGUGACGUCACCAUUUUCACGGCGCCAUAUUGACGGUCAAACGGAGCUCCUCGACAUUGUGGGAGACGUUGAACCGGAGGAAAAUAUUUACAAUACCCGAGACCUGUUGGGCUGUUGGUUGUCACGACAGAUGGGACAGAUAUUCAAAGAGGUCGUUCUAUGGAAUACCAGACGAAAACACCAGAAAAGAUCGAUGGAUUUCGGCAAUUAAACGUGAUGGAUGGUGCCCAACCGAAAUACGCACACGCCUGUAAAGCCAUCGCUUCAUUUCAGGUAGAAAUUAUUCUUCUCAAUCUUAAAUUACCAAAAAUUAUUUAUAAUGCCAAGUUGGCUCAUUUGAGAACAAUGCGUGUUUAAAAAAAAAAAAAAAAAAAAAAAGAUUUAUUCCUGAGAACAGAUCAAGCAGCCAAGUAUUUGUAUGGGCCCAGACUUUUAGACGCUUUCAAACUUUUCCGUGUAAAUCUCAAAAAUUUACUCACCAGAUCCCUGUGGAGAUGAAGUUGUCUAAGACCAGCAGAAGCGAAGUAACAGUCCAAUUUCUGACCAGCGAAAACAUCGAUUUCGACAUUAAAUAUGGGUCCUCUAUGCCGCGUUUAUCUAAUUUUUCCACAUACCAUCGUUUAUUUUCACCUUCUAAAUGUCUGCCGGUAUCGGACAAGACUCUGGGCGUCGUGCUCCAAAACAUAUUUUCGUGUGGUCUCCAACCAACUUAGCAUUGAGCAAUGCUUAGCUUGACUGGCAAUAUGGCGACUUAAACAAAAGUCACGUGAUUUUAUGACGUAGGUGCACGAGGUCUAUUCGCUGUCUGAAAUUCACCGUCUAAAUUAAGUGUUAACAAGGCAGGCUUACUCCAGGUCAGAAACUAACACCCAGCCAAUCAAGAUACGCUUUCUUAGUCACGUGACGUCACAUACUAAGAAAGCGUAACUGGAUUGGCUGGUUUUUGGGUUACUUUUUGUAAAAAUAAAAAAGAAAAAUUUU
Molecule: messenger RNA, 5706 nt
Organism: Syngnathoides biaculeatus (alligator pipefish)
Lineage: Eukaryota; Metazoa; Chordata; Actinopteri; Syngnathiformes; Syngnathidae
Gene: notchl
Product: notch receptor, like
Exons: 7
Coding region: 1735-3369 (544 amino acids)
Molecular function (GO): protein binding
Source: RefSeq, a predicted model, not a curated record